GAAGAGAUUUCGCCUUAAUCACAGGAUGCUGUUUCUAUAUUAUCGUUUCCUUUUUUUAACGUCCCAAAUAUGUUAUCGGCUCAUAGUUUUCCCCCUAUUUCAAAGUAAGGGAAAAAAGUAUUUAAUUGUGGGGAUGUUAUGUUGACUAUUGAAUAAAAAUUUUCUAAAUAAUAAGCGAACGCAAAAAGCGAUUGAGUCCUUGUAGCGAAAUAUAAAAAAUAGAAAAGUCCCUUUCUCUAUUAAACUACUUCAUUUAUCACGCCUUUUAAACUGAAUAAGCAGUUUAAGUGAACUUUCGAUGUACAUGAAAAUUAAUUUUGUUUAGUCUGACGACGCCGAGGCUUUGGCUCCUUCUGCGUGAAUUUACUGAUAUUUACUUUCUUCGUCUAACUUUUUAACAUUAAAUGGCUGUACGUUCGUACUAUUGAAACAGAAAAUUUGAUUUGAGCAUUUGAAAGCUAUUAAUUCUUUCAAAUCAAUUGUACGAAGUUGAAAAAUGUAUUUUACUUUCUCGCUAUUACAGUCUUGCAACUAAAAACAAACUGAUGACAGCUUAAACAAAAAAAAAACAGUCCAAAUUUGACCUCAGAAAACUUGACCGAAAAUAAAAAAAAACCGACGUUAUGAGUUCGCCACCAGCUGUCGCGGCGAUCAAGCAACCCACAGAAGUUGACCUGAGGAAGAAGGAUUCGACAUCAAGUUCAACUAUAGUCACCACCCGGGAAAGCUCCUCGGAUGGAAGCGGAGGCGAGGAUGACGCCUGCAACUUCCUGAACUGCGGUUGUCUGGAGACCUUCUCUAACGUUGUAACUGGAUUCAUCGAGGGCAUUUUCUACAAGAUCGGCCUGUUCACUGGAUCCUAUCCCUGGGCAGGUAUCCUGAUUGGUCUGGCCAUUUUCUUCAUUCCUCUGGCAGGCAUUGCCCGCUACAACGAGGAGACAGACGGGUCCAAACUGUGGGUUCCUCAGGACUCAAGGGCAGUUGCGGACUACAGGCGGUCCACUGACUGGUUCCCUGGCUACCAGAGGAUAGCACAGGUCAUAGUAGUGGCCACAGAUGUGCUGGACUCCGCCAUACUCACAGAAGCACUCACUCUAGAUGAGAAGAUCAAAGCCAUAACUGUGCAGAGCGGAAAUCAAAAUUUGACGUGGGAUGAUACGUGUAAGAAGACGGGACCCUACUGUCUACAUAAUUCAGUGCUGGAGGUAUGGUCUUACGAUCGAACCACUAUCCAGGCACUCACUAAAACUACCAUCGAGACGGAUAUCGACACCAUCACUACAAGCCCAGUGACUAACUCUGAGAUAGAUGCGAGCCUGUGGUUGGGAGGAACCGAUGACGCAGACGGGGACGCCAAAAUAGAUUCAGCCAGGGCUAUGUCUCUGACUUACUUCAUUAAGACCUUCAGAUCUGGAGAUGACCCAGAGGACUACAUUUUGGAGUGGGAGCAGAAAUUUCUGGACAUUUGCGAGGAAGGUAUCGGGGGAGGAGCUUCGGUCUACUACUUCGCAGCCAGGAGCGUGGGCGACAUAGGGGGAAGUGCCAUUGAUGGGGAUCUACAGUUUCUGGCAGGGGGAUACUUCCUGGUCAUCAUAUAUCUCAUCAUGGCUCUGGGGAAAUUCAAUCGCCGCGAUCAAAAGAUCUACAUGGCCAUUUGUGGGAUAGUGUGCAUAGGUAUGUCCAUGGGCAUCUCCUAUGGCCUCUCCUCUGCAUUCGGACUGUUCUACUCUCCCCUACACAACAUCCUUCCAUUUCUACUACUUGGUAUCGGAGUGGACGACAUGUUUGUGUUCGUGGCUGCCUGGGACAACCUCGGUGCCCACGAGAAGACACUCCCCCUGCGAGAGAAGAUAGGUCACAUGACCAAACAUGCGGGUGUCUCCAUUCUGAUCACCUCAUUAACCGACUUCGCUGCUUUCACCAUCGGCGCCAUCACGAUCAUCCCUGCCCUUCGCUCCUUUUGUAUCUUCGCCGCUCUCGGAAUCCUCGGUAUUUUCUCCGUCACCCUUUUCCUUUUCGCCGGCUGCUUCGCCUACGACCAGAAACGAACGGCCGCUUCCAGGGACGCCUGUCUGUGCUGUCUGAGACUGCCAGUGGAUUAUAAACCGAACCAGUGUAGUGAGAACCCUCUCUCAGUAAGAGUAUUCGACAAGGUCAUCGCCAGAGGGCUCUCCUACUUGCCUGUCAAGAUAGUGGUGGUUGGAGUGGCUGUGGUUCUGUUGGGGUUCGGAGUGUGGGGGGUUGUGGAGAUAGAGCAGGACUAUCAGCAAGAGUGGUUCAUCCCCAAGGGCAACUACUUCUACGACUACCUUCAGAUUGCGAAUGAGUACUUCCCAGACGACGGGUGGGACGGAUACGUUUACAUGGGUAGCAUCGACUACUACUCCAGGAAGGAUGCCCUGCUGUCGAUGGAGAGUGACCUGGGAGGGGUGAGGGGGGUGACUGGAGCCAGUCUGGACUUCUGGCUAGAGGCAUUCUACGACUGGACUGCGGCCACUACCAACUCCACAUACACUCCAUACAUCACUGCAGGUGAGCCGAGUAGCAGUGCCAACUUCGACCACCUAGUGCACCAGUUCAUCACUGAGGUGGGAGAGGGCAGUGCUUAUAGGUCUGAUGUACAGUUCAACGAAGCAGACAACAGAGUACUCAGGUCCCGCAUGUCAGUGAAGUUUGCCAAGACGGAAACUUCCUCGGAGGGCAUAGGAGCCAUGGACAGGGCCAGAGCCGCAGUGGACGAUGGGUCCCUGUGGAGUGCGGAAGACGUGUUUGUGUUCACAGAUGCCAUGCUCACAUGGGAGGGCGACAAGGUCAUCAGACUGGAACUGUUCCGGAACGUGGGUCUGGCAUUCGUCGUGGUCUUCUUGGUGUGCAUGGUACUAAUCGCCAACAUCGUCACUGUGCUACUCGUGUUGGCUUGUGUCAUGUUCACACUAGUUGACGUGAUUGGUUUCCUGCACUUCUGGGGAAAUACUAUCAAUGUGGUGACCACUAUUAUGGUCAUCCUGGCAGUGGGUCUGGCUGUGGACUACGCUGCCCACAUAGGCCAUACAUUCAUGGUCUCCACCGGAACCAAACAACAAAGAAUGCGGGUGACCUUGCGUGACAUCGGGACAGCCGUGUUCAACGGUGGCUUCAGCACAUUCCUCGCAUUCUUCCCCCUCGCGUUCGCCACCUCAUUCGUGUUCCAGAAGUUCUUUCAGAUCUUCUUCCUAGUUUCCCUGUUCGGUCUGUUCCAUGGCCUCAUUUUCCUCCCAGUCAUGCUCAGUCUCGUCGGCCCCUCCCCCUAUCUGUCGGCACAACAGCGUCAACAACAACAGCAACAGCAACAACAACAUCAGAAAGAGUCAAUCAACCCAACAUCGUCAUCAAAUGAAAUGCACAAGGCAGAAGAUAAAGCAACGGAAGGCGGAGUGAACAACUUUGGAUUUGUUACCAAAGAGUGAUGAAUCAUAAAUCACCAACGACCAAACAGUCAUCCGACUACAUCUCAAAACUAACUUACCAAAUAAUUAAUGAUAACAAUAAUCAUAUCCUUAUUUGGAUGAAAAAAACUGAAGCUUCCUUGAGUUAUACCAGUAUGCAUUAGAGCAGCGGCGGAUCUAAGAUUUUCUCGAGGG
This is a messenger RNA of Symsagittifera roscoffensis, 3620 nucleotides long. RefSeq names its product NPC intracellular cholesterol transporter 1-like. NCBI's taxonomy places the organism in Eukaryota, Metazoa, Xenacoelomorpha, Acoela, Convolutidae. The transcript is spliced from 18 exons. Gene Ontology annotation, cellular component: membrane. The record is from RefSeq and is a predicted model, not a curated record. Bases 624 to 3446 code for a protein of 940 amino acids.